AUGUCUCUCCUCAGACCAGACUAUCCCCUGCUCCAAAGGCUGGCGCACAAGGCUCGAGGAAACCUGCUAGUCAAAUUCCAUCCAUCCAAAACCCUUUUUGAUGCCGAACGACCACGCUUGUUCGAUACCAACAGCGCGUCACAUGUGGUUGUCAAGGACACCUUUGAACGCAGGAACAAAGAUCAUCUCCAUUGGCACGUCACUGCCAAUGUCAGUGCCAGUGAUAUCCCUUACGCCAUUGUGCGGAACAAGUUGAAGAGGAGAUAUAUCAGCGCGUUUUGCUCAGCCUUGAAAGAGAAGGGCUAUCAUACCAAUGGGAAAGUGCUCAGUGGGGACAAUACCAGUCUGGGUCAGAAGCACAUGCCUCGAAGAGAUCUUCAGGGCACUCUGGAGGUCUUCGUCUUCCAUAAAAUGGCCCACGAGGUGUCCUUUGAGAGAAUGCGAAAAGAUGCCAAACUCGUCAUCGAUGCUGUCUGCUCGAACCAGUCUCCUGUUUCCAAGCCUGAGGUUCAGUCUCGGGCUCAGGCUCAGGCUCAGGCUCAGGCUCAGGCUCAGAUUCAACCUCAACUUCAACCCUGGAAGUUUGGCGGAAUACUAUGGAAUCAAGGGAGGAAGAAGAAGAACCAAACAGCCCCAUUGGUUAGGAGAGUACAAUUGGUUUGA
Messenger RNA from Exophiala bonariae, 663 nucleotides. RefSeq lists its product as uncharacterized. Bases 1 to 663 code for a protein of 220 amino acids. The record is from RefSeq and is a predicted model, not a curated record. NCBI's taxonomy places the organism in Eukaryota, Fungi, Ascomycota, Eurotiomycetes, Chaetothyriales, Herpotrichiellaceae. The transcript has a single exon.